Messenger RNA from Blastomyces gilchristii SLH14081, 2979 nucleotides. Its product is annotated as KH domain-containing protein. The transcript has 7 exons. Gene Ontology annotation, molecular function: mRNA binding. The record is from RefSeq and is a predicted model, not a curated record. NCBI's taxonomy places the organism in Eukaryota, Fungi, Ascomycota, Eurotiomycetes, Onygenales, Ajellomycetaceae. Bases 1 to 2979 code for a protein of 992 amino acids. Gene Ontology annotation, biological process: nuclear division. Gene Ontology annotation, cellular component: nucleus; cytoplasm.
AUGCACAAAAUCACCAAUUUCACGGGCCAGGCCCGUCAUGGAUGGGAAAGGAUGACCCCGACCUUUGGCAUGUCCCGUCCCCAUCAGGACAUGUCGAAUCAAGCCCUUCGACGACCCCACGGCCCUCCUCCAGUCACAGUCCCCCCUGGAGUCGAUACCACCGUAACUCUCUCCUUCAAUGUCCCCUUCUCCUCGAACCUUCCCGGCCCUGAUCCCGAAGACAUCCUACACUCAAGUCCAGGCGCUUUCCAAAGGUGGACAUUCCCUGAGGGAACCCCGGAAGGUACCCCGAUCCACAAGCUCCCAGUCCACGCAAGCAACCUAGAUGCCCUGAGAAAGCUAUGUCGAAAUGUUAGCGAGUCCAGCCAUGGCAGAAUCGAAGCUACCGUGACCUCAUCAGAACCCAAGGCCGUCGCCUCGUUACAACGUCGCCCUCAGGGACUCGUAACGAAUGUGUGCAUUUCCGGCGAUGGCGAAACCGUUCAACAAGUACGACAGAAUAUUUUGAAGGAAACCCCAAUAGCUCUGAAAUGCGCUACGCUUGACAUCGAUGUCAAUCUAGUUAUGGAUAAAAAUACGAAUGGUGUCCGGUCAAGUGUACUCGAACACCUCGACACGUUGGCGCGGUAUACCGGAGCAGAUAUCUUCUUACUAAGCCCCAAAGUCCUCGAUGCGGACAGCGCCAUCGUGUCAUCAUAUGGUCAUUCGACAGAAAACGGGUUAGAUCACCGGUUCCGUGUUGCCAUAUACAGCGAUGUAGAAAGUGCGGAACACGCCAAAACUAGAGUCUUGAUCAUGAUCGAUCAAAUUUUGAAACGUCGUGUCGAUGCAAUGAAGCUUGAGCUAUCAAUGCAUACGCUGGUUUGUGGCCGUACCCGCAAGAAUAUCAAAUUUAUCGAAGCGUCAACAAACACUGCCAUCUACUUCCCACCACCGUUUCCACGAGUUUUUGGCUACACCCCGCCUGGAGGUAGCCGAAGGAGCGAAGAUGAAGUUUACAUCACCGGUGAAACUCAAGAGCAAAUUAGCCUCGCGAAGCAAAAGUUGCACGACCUAGUCAGCGGAGUCAAGAUUUUCAUGAAGAACGUUAAGUUAUCAUCAAACAAAAUCGACAAUAUUCUCCUAGAUCGCUUGGAUAAAGUUCGGAAAGUGAUGGAAGCAAAUGGCACAUACGUUCUCUUCCCAUCGCUAGGCAGCCAGCAUGGUAUUGUUCGCGUUCAAGGGUCCGAAGUCUUGCACAUCGAGCGAACUGUCAGGGAAAUCAUGGCAUUGGCUGGACAAUUCUACAGUGCAUCUUGGUGGCUCAUUCUCCCCGACCCUACGCAAUCUAGCUCAAUGCGCGGCCCGUCCCCGGCUGAUGUCAGGACAAUGCUUUCUGAUAUUUGCACGAAUUCUGGCGCUGAGGUCAGUUUCGAUAAGCUAACCUUCACCAUUAACGGCUCGGAUGACUCUGUCAAAGCCGCUAUGAUGGUGAUCCAACAAAUUCCUUUCGUCAAGCGAACACCUUACCAGAUGCGUGUUAAGAUCGAGCUUGCGAACGAGCAUAAAGAGUUCGUCAGUGGCAAGAAGAAUGGCAAGAUCAAUAAGAUCAUGGGCCAAAGCAACGUUCAAAUUAUCUUCGACGGUUUCAACGAGUACAAUUUCUACAUUGACGUCUGCGGAACUCAAUAUGAUGCUACUAGGAAUGGGCUUGACCUCGUUGAGCAGGAAAUGCCUGCAUCAAUAUCGUUCCAUGUUCCUGACCAGUACCACAAGCGAAUCAUUGGCAUUGGGGGGCAACAUAUCCAACGCAUUAUGAAAAAAUAUUCUGUCUUCGUCAAAUUUUCAAACGCAAUGGACCGUGGAGGCGUCGGCAAGGAAGACGAUGACGUGAAAGUCGACAAUGUAAUCUGUCGGACCCCUGCUAGGAAUGCCCAGAACCUGGACUUGGUCAAGCAGGAGAUUAUGGACAUGGUCGAGAAAGUGGAUGCGGAAUUUGUCUCCGAGACCGUCGUUAUCAACCGCCUAUAUCACCGCGAACUACUAGUCCGCAUGUCUGAGAUUGAAGAACUUGAGAAGAAAUGGAACUGCAAGAUUGACUUCCCAAGCACUGAGUUGGCCAGCGAUUUUGUGACCAUUUCUGGGCCCGAAUAUCAAGUUCCUCAGGCUGUAGAUGCUUUCUUGGGUAUGGUUCCCGAAAGCCACGAGCUCUCCUUCCAAAGUUCUACAGAGCUCCGGGAAUUUUUCAAGUCUCCCGAGUUCUGCAACGAUGUCCGAGAAAAACUCAAGGAGCAAUAUGAAGUCGAUGCAGUUGUAGAUAUGAGUGCGGAACCACAGUGUUCCUCUGAGAACGAGCCUCCUCCAGAGGACCGCAUUAUUCUCGGAUAUACUCGGAACAAUGCUGGCGGACUCAAGGAUGCCAUUGACUUCCUCAUUUCUCGACUCGUGUCCCAUGGGCUUGAUGCCACCACCGUCAAGGGAGCCAUCCAGCGUCCAAAAUCAGACUCUUUUGAAGAGUCCUUGCCAUUUUUCGAUUCUAAAUUGCUACAACACGCCCCAGCUCCUCUAGUGACCGACUCCCCGACCCGCCACAAUUUCUCAGACGUCGCAAGCGACCGCGGUUCCAUCUUUGAACGCCUCCGUAAACCAGGCAGCAUCUCAUCGUUCUCGUCCUUCAUCGGACGCAAGAACCAGUCAGGAUCACCCGGUUCUUUCUUCAAACACGCCUCCAGCAACGCUUCCAAAGCGUCCCUCGUCUCCAUGGAGUCUCGUGAUAGUGGUUAUCGAAAUCCUUGGAACGACUCUGGCGUGAACCUCCCUGAGGACGACGUCCUGCACACCAACGGCUGGGCCUCUCGGUUUGAUAACAAAUUCCCCUUCGGCACGGCGCUGGGUGACAUGACCCCCAAACAUGACCUCCGCGCAUCUUUCGACAGUGGCCGUCCGAGUACCUCGAAUUCUACUUCUGGAUAUCCAGCUCCUAUCGGGCCACCCCGUUGA